AUGACUGCCAAAACUUUUGAUAUCAAAUUUAAGGACAAAAAGGAGGAAAAUCAUGUAUAUUAUCGUUUCAAGCGCAAAGUCUUUGAAUACUUGACGUACGACGAUGUUGAUGCUGCCAUCUCACUCUCAAAACUCUUCAAUUUUGUUGAGAAGACUGUGAAUGUGUUUGGUAAGCUGAGGGGGUUUUAGUUUAACUAUUAAACUUAUAUUAUUUUAGGUGUUGAUAACGUGCUGCACAGAUGUUUGGUUGUGUUCAAAGCAUUGGUAGAUUGUCAGGAGAAACCAAACUCGUUUGAACUAGAGUAUUUGAGGGUACAUUUAUCAGAGAGUUUGAAUGAAAAGACGGCAGAGAGCUUGUGCAAAGGUAAGGAUAUUGUUUUACUUGUUUUUUGAAUGUUUAGGUGAAGAUUUUUGCUGAAAUCAGGUUGAAUAAUGAAGAUACUUGUUUGAAAUACAUAGUAAUGCUAGAUAAGCAUCUUGACUGUCUGACUAUAACAAUUUUUCAGCUGUUAGCGGCGUGAGAACAUUGGUGGGAAUGAAACAUCUUCAUGAACAAGUGGCCAAUUUCUGGAAAGAAGCUAUUCUCGACCCUUCGUGUUUAGUCGAUCCCCCAUCUGUUGUGUUGUACAAAAAGUCACAAUAUGAUAUAGAACCGGAGAUUGGAAUAAUUUCUGGAGAUGGGAAUCGAAUAUUGAACGAAGCGUCUCGAAUCUUGGGGAUAUCUAUAUCAGCUGUUGGGCAGAAGCCGGCUGAUGCGAUAAAAUUUGAUGCAGAACAAGUGCAAUGGCGAAAUUCGGUGUUGGAAAAGAUUGAUUUCAACGAUGAAGUGUUGGAUGAUGUUGAAACAAACGGCAAUAGUGCGGUGUUGAGUGCUGACGACUUGUUUGUGAUGUUAAGGGAGUACGAUCAACCAACUGUCUUGAUGCAAAGGUUGUCAGAGUUGCUAAAUGGUCGACAGUCUGAUGAUGCGAUUCAACAAGAUGUAAGGAUGUUUUAAGAAGUUAUAUUGAUUGUCAUGUUUCUGUUUUUUUUACUUUUUGGUAAAUAGGUUGUAAAAACUUAAUUUUAGCCUAUGUUAAUAUAGCUUUUUGAUAAUUAAAGCUUCAAAAAUGGUUUUUUUUAAUAGUUCUAUUAAUAUAUGUGGUAUUCAGCUUAUUUUUAAAAAAAUUUUAUUUUGUAAUUUUAUUGUUUUAGCUAGUCGACUUAUUAGGUGUGGAAAACUUUGAUCUUCUUCAAACGUUAAUCGAAAAUCGAAAGACGUUGGCUCAAGAAAUACCUGAUUUUUUGGUCAGGAAGGUCAAGGAACAAAGGAUUCAAGAAGCUGUAGGUUUAUAUUCAGUUAUUAGAAGUUUUCGUUUUAAAUGUUUGGAAAAAUCUGUUACCUAAAGUAAUAUUUUUGUGUAAUUUGAUUUUUAGUUAAACUUAUAACUUGUUUUUAAUUGAAAAAGUUUGCAAUUGAAUUUCUAUUGUAUUACGCAGCUUUUCAAACUAAUAUUUUCAAAAUGACGUUAAUUCUAACUAGUUUCAGGGACCACCAGACCCAACAGCUCGAUAUGCGGGUAGUGUUACUAUUAAGACCAAAAAAGAAGCCCAAAUUCAAAAGCAAAUGAGAAAAGAAGAAAAGAAAACAGAAAAGGAAUUUAAGAAGCUUGUCUUAACCAUGGGCCACGAGGAUAAAAUGGCAUUGGAACUGGCCAGAGCUGAGCAAAUGAAGCAACGACAACGUGAACUACAAGAUGCUAAUGAUUUUAGUGCCAAAUUUGGAUCUCAAUCAGCUAGAAGGAAGCUGCCAUUUGUUUUUGAUGCCUUCUCUUCGUCGCCAAUGAAAGAUGUUGAUUUGUUUGGGACAAAGUUCUCAUUGCCAGAAGGAACGACGAGGAAAAUUACAAGAACAUUACAGGAGGUUACUGUGCCGCCACAGGAUAGAAGCUUGAACAUGGAUGUGCAUAGUGUUAUGAUCAGCAGUUUGGAUCCGGUAAGAGACAGCGAAUUAGGUUUUGCAGGGUUAAAUUUGAUGUUUAGGUAACAUUUUUAAGCGAACUUGGCUUUUAGGUAUCAUUUUAACGAUAUUCUUGAUUUUUAGGUAACACUAUCUAAUAUUCUUGAAAUUUUUAGUAUUUUAGGUAACAUUUCCAAGGUUAUUCAAUUUUUUUUUAUUUUAAAGGCUCGAUUUUAAAUAAAAUUAAAAAAUUAUUUUUUUAGCUAGGCCAAGCAGCAUUUCAAGGAUUUGAAAAGCUAAACACUAUCCAAUCGAUUGUAUUUGAACAAGCCUACAACACCAAAGAGAAUCUACUGAUUUGUGCCCCAACUGGAGCUGGUAAAACUAAUGUGGCCAUGUUGUCGAUUCUAAAAACCAUCCGAGAUCAUUGCGAUGAACAUGGACGGAUUCUCAAAGACACUUUUAAAAUCAUCUACAUUGCUCCAAUGAAAGCUUUGGCCGCGGAAAUGACAAACAGCUUUUCGAAACGAUUGAAGAAAUUGGGGUUGACUGUUAGGGAGCUGACUGGAGAUACGCAGCUGAGUCGGAAGGAGAUCGACGAAACUCAGGUGGGAUAUUUAUCGUUACUUCUAAGCCUACGUCUAUCCCUAUUCUUGCUCCUAGCCUUACUUUCACUUCUAAUUUUACCUCUAAUUGGCCCUGUACCCUUUACUCCUCUACCUUUAUUUUUACAGUAUCUUUUUCUUUUUUCUACAGUAUGCUCUACCUUUAAAUCUGCCUUUACUUUUAACUUACAAUACGCUUUACUUUUUUAUACUGUAUUCUUUACUUUUUAUUUUAGAUGUUGGUCCUCACACCUGAAAAAUGGGAUGUAGUGACUCGAAAAUCAGAUGACGAAGCUUUAUCUCAACUUGUCCGACUGUUAAUCAUUGAUGAAGUUCAUUUACUGCACGAUGAAAGAGGUCCAGUUAUUGAAACUAUCGUCGCGAGGACUUUGAGACAGGUAUGGUAACAUUUUAUAAAGAACACUAUCUUAGCAUUUUUAACUUGUGAUAUUAUUAUGCCUAUUAUAAAAGAAUCAUCUCUUAACGGUAUAUUACCUAUCAUAAAGUUUAAUAUAAUAUGUUAACAAUGGUACAUUAACAUUGACCUUCUUCUUAACAACUUCAUCGACUUUGGUGAUACUGUUGAUCAAUAUGUAUUGAUAUUACUUUGAAAUAAUUUGUAAUAUUAUUACAGGCAGAAGUAUCUCAACAAUCAGUAAGAAUAGUCGGUCUGUCAGCUACACUACCCAACUAUCUUGAUGUAGCCACAUUUUUACGAGUAGACCCAGAAAAGGGAUUGUUCUUCUUUGAUGGACGAUUCAGGCCUGUACCCUUGACUCAAACGUAAGUUGAUAUUAGAAGUGUAUUGUGAUGAAACAUGUUUUAUAAUAUUAAUGUUUUUUUUGGGUAACAGUAAGGGGGAACAAAAUCAACUCUAAAAAAUUUUUUUGGGCGAGGUAAUUUUUUGUCUUUUUUUGGAGGGGGUGCAGGGGGGGGGGGUUUAUUUUUUCCAAAAAAAUUUUUUUUUUUGAUUUGGGAAUAAAUUUCAUUUUUGUCUUCAGUACAAUCUUGCUUUGCUGCCAACGAUUGAUUGUACUAAAUAGUAUUUUAUGGCCAUGCUAUACUAAAAACUCGAUUUUUCAGAUUUGUGGGAGUAUCAGAUCCGAAUUCUGGAGACCUCAAAAAAGCGAUGGAUGAAGCUUGCUACGACAAAUGUAUCGAAUACUUGGCUGAAAAACAUCAAGUUUUGGUGUUUGUGCACAGCCGAAAUGCCACUGCGCAAGUCGCCAACUUUUUGAUCGAACGGGCUGGACAACAUGUGGGUUAUUAAGGUUUUAGAUGUUAAUAUGAGGGUGGAAAUUGAGAAUUAGAAUUCUGAUUGUUUAGGUAAUAGAUGGACUUAGAAGUUAAAAAUUUGAGUUAAUAUUGAUUUAGGUAAUGAUAUGAAGUUGAAAAUAAGAAAUCUGAGUUUAUGUGGUUAUAAGUAAUGAUAUGAUUUGUGAAAAUCUCGUUUUUUAAAAUUUUUAAUGAUAUUUGUAUUUGAUUUGAAUACGUCUAAAAAAGUGUUAAUACUGAUGUAUUUCAGCAAGAACGACCUCUAUUUGAAUCCGAACACGCUGGAAAACCUCAAUAUGCUAAUGCAUGUAAAAGGGUAAGAUAAUAAGUUUAAAAUUUUAUGAGUUAGAGAUAGUAAAAUACAAAGCGAGUAAUAUCCUUACUCUAACUUUUAUUCUGAAUUAUAACUUGAGAUCUACUGUGAUACUCUUAACUUUGAUCCUACAUCUACCCCUAUUCUUGCUUUGAUUACUCCUACAUUUACAACUCUUUACUCCUACUUUUACUUUUGUUAAAUUGUUUAAAAAAAAGUUAAAAUUCAAACCUACAGAUGAAAAACGUGGCUUCGAAAGACCUGCGCUUCUUCUUCGACUACGGUAUUGGUCUUCAUCAUGCCGGCCUAAAACGGACGGAUCGAAACUUGAUGGAACAAAUGUUUUCCGAAGGUCAUAUCAAGGUCUUAUGUUGUACCGCGACUUUGGCUUGGGGUGUUAAUUUACCAGCACAUGCUGUUAUUAUCAGGGUAAGACAAUAUUUGUGGAUUUAAAAGUUCUGUCGUUUUUUAUUGUUAUAGGUAAGGUAAAUUGGCGACAGGACUUUUUUUGGGCUUUUAAUAUAAAAUUUUUUGAAGUUUUGAAUUAAAAAUGGAAUAUUACUAUGAUUUUUUGACUGUUGUCCACUAUGUUGUUGAAAUUCUGAAAAUUUUUGGCAUUUUUUUUUAAAUUUUAAAUUUGAAAUUUUUAAAAAUUUAGGUGUUUAUGCUAUUUUUAAUAAUUGUUCUUCAGGGUACUGACGUUUUCGACCCAAACAAGGGCUCAUUCACCGAUCUAGGCAUCCUUGAUGUCCAACAGAUUUUCGGUCGUGCCGGUCGUCCUCAAUUCGAAUCCUCUGGCCAUGGUGUCAUCAUCACCAAGAUGGCCAAACUCGACAAAUACCUUGGGAUGUUGAUACGAAAAACCCCGAUCGAAUCCAAAUUCCAGGACAAAAUUCAUGACAAUUUGAAUGCGGAAAUUGCCAGAGGAACGGUGACAAAUCUAAACGAAGCGGCCGAAUGGUUAAGAUAUACCUAUUUCUACGUUAGAGCCAGAAUCAACCCGAUUGCCUACGGAAUUGACUACAGAGAAGUGAGAGAGAGCCCGGAUUUGCAAGUUUAUUUAGAAGAUUUGUGUUAUUCGGCCGCGCAGAGAUUGGAUACUAAUCAGAUGAUCAGGUUUGAUACUAAGUAAGGGUUUUCGAAGGCAUAUGGAUGUUGUUUUAGCUCUGAGUUUUAAGGGCAGGGGUAGAGGUUGAAAAUUUUGAAUGAAAGUGUUUUAGCAACAACUACUUGAGCUCAACAGAUCUCGGGCGAAUCGCAUCCUUGUUCUAUAUUACAAUUGAAUCGGUGGAAACCUUCUUCGAUGCGAGUGCCAAUACAAAGUUGUGUGAGGCAAUGACAGAUGAUCAACUUAUGGCCUUGCUUUGUUCUUCAUCGGAAUUCACACAAAUUCAGGUAGCUUUACAUUUAUAUUAGGUGUCGACAUAAAGAACCCGCUAUGUUUUACUGGAAAUUACAGGCAAAGUAAGACGGGUUCUUGAUGUCGGCAUCUCGGUAAGGGAAUAGGUUAAAAAUGGCAUUUUUUUACAAAUUUAAUAUUUUUUAAGCCUGGUUUUUUUAAAUUUUGAAAAAAGAAUUAAUACAACUUGCGCACAAUUUCCCGUAUUUUACAAUAAAAAACUUUUUUCAAUGAAGUUUAGGUAACAAUUUUUUCAAAAUUUUAAAAUUUUUGCUGCGGUUUGUCAAUUUAAAAAAAAUCAAGAUUUAACGUAUAAAAUACGAUUUCAGUGUCGAGAAACAGAGAUGAUGGACUUGGAAAUGCUGAAGUCGGGCUGUACGUUGCCGAUCAGAGAUGGUGUACUGGCCAAUUCGGCUGGAAAAGUCAAUUGUUUGCUACAGGUACAAUUAGUUUUGUAUCUUUAAUUCUACUCCUAUCCUUAUUCCUACCUCUAUUUCCACUACUACUUCUACCCCUAACCUAUCCUACCCUACUACACCUUACUUUACCUUACCAUACCGUACCCUAUUUUGCCUUAUCUUACCCUACUUUACCAUACUUUACCCUACUUUACCUCUACUUUUACCCCUACUCCUACUUCUACCCAUUUUCUAUUACCCAAAUCUGCCAAACUCUAGCUAUAUGUAAUUGUAGUGUAAUAUUAACCCAAAUCCUUUCAGAACUACAUAUCUCGAGUAGAACCGGCUAGUUUCACCCUCCAAACCGAAAUGUACUACAUCAGCCAAAAUGCGUCGAGAGUGGCCAGAGCUCUAUUCGAAUGCACAUUACGAAAGAAUUGGUCAACAACUGCCAUUCAAUGCCUCGAGUUCUCGAAGUACAUCAACAGAAAGUUGUGGGUCUUCAACAGUCCACUAAGACAACUUGUUGAUGUUGGGCUUCUAAAAGAUAUUGUGGUACGGAAGAUCGAAGCCAAACGAAAUCUGAGCUUCUUCGACUUGCUGGAGUAUGACAAGAAGGAGUUGGGUGCUCAGUUCCAUUGUGAUGGUGCUAUUUUGUACGAGUGUCUGAGAAUGAUUCCAUCGCUGGAUGUGGAUGCCACUAUCAAACCGAUCACUCCGUAAGGGCUUUGGUGCUUUGAUAAUAAUUUAUUUGGUUAAUUGGGGAUGCUUAUUAGUUUUUGGUAUUUGAGGAUGGUCUUGUAUUGGGUUUUGGUUCUUUGACAAUCAUUUAUUUAAUACUUUGUGUAUGAAUUUUGCAUUUUCAGCACGAUUGUAAGGAUAGACGCCAUAAUAUGGCCCGAAUUCAACUGGUGUGAUCGAUUACUUGGCCAUGGUGGAGCGGAGCGCUUCUGGUUGAUUGUCGAAGAUUCGGAUGAAAGCCACAUUCUUCAUCAUGAAAUCAUAUUGUUCAACAAGAAACAGGUAAGAUAGUGCUGGGUUGUUAUGAAUUCGGGUCGAAAAUUUUUGGGAACAAGGGAAAGUUAAGGAUUUAUCAGGAAAAUGGACGUCUUUUGGGUUUUUUGGUAGUUUAAUACUAAAAAAAUUAAGUUUUGUGAUAUUUUUGGGAUUACAAUUGUUUAAGGGGCACAUAAUUAUGUGAAUAACCUAAUACUUAACGCUGUAAACAUAGCCUUUUACAAUAUUCUUUUAGGUAAUACAAAAAGCCGAACAACACCUCACAAUCACUUUACCCAUCGAAGACCACCAAGUCAAACACCACUUCAAGCUUCGUCUGAUCAGUGACAGCUGGGUGGUGGACGAGACUGCCACUACCCUAACAUUGAAUCACUUCAUCCUGCCUGAACAGCCAAAAGCCCACACAGACUUGUUACCACUGGACCCACUGCCAUUGUCAGCGUUGAACAACCCAGAUUUUGAAAAUCUGUAUCCAUUCGAGUUCUUCAAUCCAGUCCAAACUCAAGUCUUCUUUGCCUUGUACAAUACCUGGGACAACGUGUUGUUGGGGGCUCCAACCUCCAGUGGCAAGACCUUAUGUGCAGAGCUGGCUAUCUUUAGGGCUUUGCUUCAUCGACCGGAGAAGAAGGUGAGGGCUUGAGAAGGGGAUUUUUGGAGGUUUUGAAUUGGGUUUUAAAAAGGUUUUAGGACGUUAGAACGUUUUGUCGUUUUUUUACUUGUAAGUUAGUACAAGUUGACGACAAAAAUUUUUUGCUAGUAUUUUUUGGCGUUUUUUUUAUUUAAAAAUCAGUGUAAAUUGACGACAAGACUUAAUUUUUAAGAAGUUAUGUUGUUUUUCGAUAUGAAAAUCAAUGUAAAUUGAAGACUAGACUUUGUUGUUAAAAAGUUUUGUCGUUUUUUAACGUACAACUUUAUGCAAAUGAACGACAUGAAUUUUUUCGGUUUUGGACUUCUAAAAUUGUUUUCAAAUUAGUGUUUAGAACGGGAUUCUAGUUAAUUUUUUAUGGGCCAAAAACUGAUUUUGUUGUUUUCAGUGCGUCUACAUUGCUCCACUAAAGGCGUUGGUCAGAGAAAGAGUGUUGGAUUGGUCGGAAAAAUUCAAAAAGCAACUUGGUGUCAAGUAAGUUUUUUACUGUGGUAGGCUAGCUAUGUGUAGACCAAAAUAAAUAUUUUUUUUUGGCAUUUUACUCUUCCUUUCCUUUAGAAAUGGCUUUCAUCCUCUCUAACUUGUAAAAUAUUUGAUAUAUAUUUCCCUCCCCUCUCCCACAAUAAAUUUUUUUUAAGGUUCAACAUGGUCCUAUGAGGGGUUUUCGAAAAAAAUUGAAGAAAAAGUUUCUCCACUUUCAUAAAUUAAAAAAAAUUGAAUUUGGUCCCCGCUGUUGAUUUUUCAAAAAAAAAUAUUUUCUGUUUACUCACCCCCUCGCCUCACCCACUUUCUUCUCUAUAUGACCCAAUCUAUCCCUCCGACACCGUUCCUGCUUAUUACAACACUCAUAUUCGUCAAUUUUCCAAAAAGUAUUACCUAAAUUUUAGUAUUGUCGAAGUCUCCGGCGACGUCACCCCUCAACCAGACGAACUCAAAAAAGCCCAACUCCUAAUUACCACGCCCGAGAAAUGGGAUGGAAUUACUCGAAGUUACGACACAAGACAGUAUGUUCAAGACGUCACGUUGGUUGUCAUCGACGAAAUCCAUUUGCUGGGCGUGGAACGUGGCGCCGUGCUCGAAGCCAUCGUGACCAGAUUGAAGUCGAUUUCGAAGCGAAAAAACAGAGAACAUCCGGUCAGGAUUGUCGGCUUAUCAACCGCUUUGGCCAAUGCUUUCGACAUUGCUGAUUGGCUGGGCGUUCCGGAGGUGAGUGAGGGUUUAAACUUUAGGUAAUUUUUGAUAUUUUAAUUUUAUUUUUGGAUCAAAUGGUACACUUUGUAAUUAAAAAUGGGACUUCAUCUAAUUUUCGAAUUAUUGAUAAACGUCUUAAAUAGUACUAACCUUAUAUUUUCAGAGUGGGCUUUUCAACUUCCGACCAUCAGUCCGGCCAGUCCCGAUCCAAGUCCACAUCCAAGGCUUCCCAGGCCAACAUUAUUGCCCAAGAAUGGCCCUAAUGAACAAACCAGCAUUCCAGGCCAUCAAACAGUUCAGCCCAGUCAAACCGACCUUAUUAUUCGUCGCGUCAAGACGUCAAACCAGAUUGACAGCGAUGGCAUUCGUCUCGAUGUUGGCAUUGGAGCCGGACCCACGCCAGUGGCUCCACAUGGACCAAAAAGAGCUCCAUGACGUUGUUUCCACGUUGAGAGAUGAGAACUUGAAACUGACGUUGCCAUUUGGCAUUGGGAUGCAUCAUGCUGGCCUGCAGAGUUAUGAGCGGUCGAUUGUGGAAAGGUUGUUUGUUGAGAGGAAGAUUCAGGUCUUAAUUGCCACAGCCACCCUGGCCUGGGGAAUCAACUGUCCAGCCCACCUCGUUAUCGUCAAAGGCACCGAGUUCUACGAUGGUAAAACCCACAAAUACAUUGACUUCCCCGUCACCGACGUCCUCCAAAUGAUUGGCCGUGCUGGCCGUCCACAGUACGACGAUUCCGCCGUAGCCGUUGUCUACGUCCAGGACAUGAAGAAGAAGUUCUACAAGCGUUUCCUCUACGAACCAUUCCCAGUCGAAUCCGCCCUACUCACCGCCCUACCCAACCAUGUCAAUGCGGAAGCGGCCGCAGGCCAAAUCUCAUCAAAACAACAAAUGGUCGAUUACCUGUCCGGUACCUACCUCUACAGACGCAUCUUCGCCAACCCAUCCUACUAUGGCAUCGAAGACUUUGAUGAAAAGAGUUUGGUGAGGUUCCUGACGAAGUUGGUCGAUGAAACAGUCGAUGAACUAAUCACAUCAAGAUGUGUGGAGUAUAUCAAACAAGAACAGCAUUUGAUCUGCACGCCGUUUGGAAGACUGGCUAGCAAGUACUAUUUGGAACACACGACCAUCAGACAUUUGGCCGAGAAUCUGAAGGAAAAGAUGGAGACCGACGAAUUUUUGAAUGUUUUAGUGGUGAGUUUUGAUGGUUUUUGAAUGAAAAUAGAUAUAAAAUUGUCGUUUUUGAUUACAAUUAACUAGAUAAUUAAUUUCUAAAUAGCUAAAAACAAUUAAACCUUUCAAAAAACCAUAUUAUUACCUAUAAAUGCUUUCAGAAUUGCCCUGAAUACUCGGAAAUACCCUGCCGUCACAACGAAGACCUCAUCAACCGUGACCUGAACAAACUCCUCCCCUACAAAAUGCCAAACCACGCCGACUUUGAAUCCUCACACUCGAAAACCAUGGUCCUAUACCAAACCCACUUCAGUCGAAUCCAAUUACCGGUCGAUUACCUCACAGAUCAACGAAGUGUAAUCGAAAGUUGUAUUCGUAUCUUCCAAGCCAUCCUCGACUUUGCCGUACUGAAAGGAUGGCUCAGCACAUCACUCAAGACCAUCAUCAUGCUACAACAGGUGAUUCAGGCACGAUGGUACGAUGACCAUCCACUAACCUGCCUUCCAAAUGUCAGUCCAAGCCUGGCCAAGUCUUUUGGAAAAGAAAUGACGAUCCCAAUGUUACAGGAAGAGUUGGGCAUUAGGAAAUUGAGGUAUGAAUUGUAAGGGUUGUGGGCAUUUUUUUUUAAAUUGCGAAACUUUUGGUCUUUUGGGAGGUUAAAAAUGAAGUUUUUCGAAAAAAUUAUGAAAAUUGAAAGCAGUGUUUUAAAAAAUUCAAUUUUAUAGUUAAAUACAUCUAUUUUCAGAUCAGAACCAUCAGAGAAAGAACACAAAAACGUGAUGAAUCGCAUGAAAAAACGUCUCCCAUUGAGUGAAUUCGAAACUAAACAAGUGGUCGAAGCCCUGUUCGCAUGGCCAACGAUUCGUAUCACUGACUUCAAAUUCCAAAAGGGAUUGAUGCAAGCUCCCUUGAACUUGUUUGAACGAUUUGAGAAACAAAAAACUGAAAUUCCAUUGGAAAGUGGCAAGGAAUACAGAGUUAAAGUGGAAAUUCUCAUUAUUGGACCUGCUAAAGUAAGGUUUUUGGAGAUUGGAAAGGUUUCAUAGACAAUAUUGAGGUAGUUUUGAGGAUUUUAAGGUAGUAAAGUAUGUGAGAAAGAUAUUCUUAAAUUUUUAAUGAUAAGUAAGGGAAAUAUUUUGGCCGUAAAACCCAUUUUCUGCGUCCUAGCCUACUACAACAUGACCUACCUCAAUAUAAUGCUUGAUGUAUAAUAUCCCAAAACCUCCGAUUAGACUGAAAUUUAAGUAAAAGAUGAACAAGGUAUCCUACAGUAAUUUCAUAUUAACUUUUAGAAUCAGAAAGCCACCUACUCUCCAAAGUAUCCAAAAGAAAAGUCACCUGGACUGGUACUAUUACUCGGUGAAAAAGACACAAACAGCGUGUUGGCGUGCAGAAAAACUGGACUACUGCUCGGUGACAAGCCCCACACAUUCCAUUUGAACUUUUUUGCUCCAGAAAGUCGGUAAGAGUUCAAUAUUGUAGCUAUUUUAUAUUAUUUUAGGUAAUAAUUGACGUUUUUUGAUAGGAAGACGAAUUGAAUUAAAAUUGAUAUUUAUGUAUCUCAAAGCCUAAAUUAUAACAAAAUAUCAUGUAAAAACGAUAAAACAUACUUUCAGUGGUCCACAUAUCUUCACUUUGUUCGUCAUGUCCGAUUCUUACCUCGGAAUCGACCAGGAAUACGACGUCUACUGCGACGUCCAAUAA
Molecule: messenger RNA, 11658 nt
Organism: Bursaphelenchus okinawaensis
Lineage: Eukaryota; Metazoa; Nematoda; Chromadorea; Rhabditida; Aphelenchoididae
Source: the annotation of a GenBank genome assembly